CGGAAAGGCAAAAGUCGGCGGGUGCGAAUCGCCCCUGAGUCUGUGAACGGCGCGCGGUACAGUAUACCAGCAGCUGGCCAGCAGCUGAAGCAGCUGAAGCUUGAGCUACUCAUUUGAACAGACGAGAUCACAGCCAAUCACAGCACAGCGCCUUGUCAUUUAAUAUACCUAAACUUCCUGGGCGAUCCUCAGCAGUACAUACGUUUCAAGUUUGUAAGCCAAAGUUUCUAAACGUCUGGCCUGAGUCGUCUGCACAAUUGGCCAUGGGGACACUUUCAGAUCUAUAUGCAGCUGCGAGGCGCAUCAUCCUGGAGUUGCGCGAAGGUUUGGAGCGCAUCGAGCGGCUGGAGGCAGCUUCACCAACCGACCCAUACAUGCAGAAACCAGGAUCUUCCCCUGACAUGACAUCACAGCUGCGCGUCAAGCUGACAGAGUUGCAGCGGAUCAACGUCGACAUGGAGCAUAUGUGGAGAGCGCAGAUUGCUCAAAGGAAGGACAAGGACAUUUGGAAAAGGAAAGUUGAGGGGAUUGCAGAAGAAACAGACUCGUUACGGGGUGCCUUAGACAAGUAUUUGGGCCGGGAACAUAGAAGGCAAGCAGAAGCAAAGGACAGGGCAGAGCUAUUGAAGCGGGGGGCAGCUCAGGAUGGGAAACGUGUUAUGUCUGACUUUGAUGCCGAGGCUCAAGCCAUGGCGUCUGUAAAUACCUCAAAUAAAGUACUCGAGGAUAUGUUCUCUGCGGCCACGGGGGUCCUCGAAAGCUAUGCAAUGCAACGAGAUCGACUUAAGAAUGCACAACGAAAAGCUCUUGACGUCAUCAACACACUGGGACUCUCUGGGACUGUACUGAGGAGAAUUGACAGGAGGCAACUGACCGACAAGUGGGUCUCAUAUGUUGGUAUGCUCGUCACGAUCAUUGUUGUAGUAGUGGUCUGGAAAUGGACGCGAUAAUGUUUUCUGUGUAGCUUUCGUGAUGUCCGUCUGUUUCUAUCAAGAGUUUGCUGCCUCAUCCAUUGAAUCGGCGCUGGACAAGUGUCCACCAUAUAGCUGGAUGCACUUUUCACUCCAUGGUUUGGUAGCACUACGACUGUAUAUUGGGACGGUGCUUGUAUAUUCUGAUCAAGCUGGGCCUGAGCUGCCCG
This is a messenger RNA of Klebsormidium nitens, 1141 nucleotides long. Lineage: Eukaryota; Viridiplantae; Streptophyta; Klebsormidiophyceae; Klebsormidiales; Klebsormidiaceae. The record is from the annotation of a GenBank genome assembly.